UCAUAACAGCUCAUCGUCAGGCGGCUCAUCAUCAUCAGGUCGCUUCUCUGGGCUUCCAGACACCUGACGCCACGCCCACUCACGAAUGAAGCUCUCGACUCGUUUGCAUUGGGUCAGCUUAAAUCCAGCAAGCCCGAUGCAACCCAACGAUAUACGGUCAAUUUGAGGCUCGAUCGCCUCCUUUGCCGCGGCAGCACGUCCACGAGUCCUCCGCCCGUCACCCUCGACGGCACUCGGGUCACUGAAUGCACAACAGCACACACCCACAAGCAAGAUGUGCAAAGGAACACUCCAGGAGUACCUCGACGGAACACUCACCUGGGAACUUUACGAUAGGCAAACUCAAAAGUCCCAUUUGCAGUCCAUCCCGCAUUCUUCCCCUCCCCCAGCAUCCACCAGACAUCCACCUCCUCCUCUUGCAUGUGCACCGCGACACACUGACCAAUGAAAGCAGCGCCGCCCUCCAGCUGCUCUGGAUCUGCGAGAAAAGCAUCAACCCAGACGUCAUAUCACCUUCUGUUCCCCCUCCCCACCCACCUCCCCAGAUGAGCAGCAAAUCACCCGUCUCGAGCCGCUCGACCUUCUUGACGUAUCGCUCCAGAGCAUUCUGGUUUGACUGAUUGAUGCCGCUUCGCUGACCCACACAUGCCGGCGCAUGGGCUCGCAGGCCGACCUUCUUCAGUGCAUCGUCGAGCUGCUGGUAACUGGGGGUAGAGAUGUACUGUGGCACCUGACAGACAGACAGACAGACAGACGGACAGUGGCCUGGAGCAUAUUUGCAGGGAACCACCGCCCAGCAGCUCACGUCGAUGUGUGGAUGCGUGCGACCAGUCUCCGAGAACGAUGAUUGCGGCAGAGAAAAGUUGAUGCUCUCGCGCUCGUAUGUCCCGAGCGCCAACCUUUUGCAGUAGUCGAUCUCUGCAUUGGAAAACAUCUCGGGCCAGUUGUCCUUGAUCUUCUCCAUUUCACUUGCCACAGCCAU
This is a messenger RNA of Vitrella brassicaformis, 982 nucleotides long. Lineage: Eukaryota; Vitrellaceae. The record is from the annotation of a GenBank genome assembly.